This is a messenger RNA of Phytophthora sojae, 1317 nucleotides long. RefSeq lists its product as hypothetical. The record is from RefSeq and is a predicted model, not a curated record. NCBI's taxonomy places the organism in Eukaryota, Oomycota, Peronosporomycetes, Peronosporales, Peronosporaceae. Bases 1 to 1317 code for a protein of 438 amino acids. The transcript is spliced from 2 exons.
AUGCCCGACAACGAUGAGGAACCGCCCCACGAAGAACGUCCAGCUGAAGAUCAACCCGCGGAACAACGGGGACAGCCUCCUUCUGAUCAGGGCCGCGAUCAGCCUACUCAAGAGCAACCCGAGAAUCAACCCCCUCCCGAUCGACGCGAGAUCAUCGAGAUCCCGGACGAACAGCCUGAAGAGGAAGAGCCCGAUCAAGCGGAGUCUGGUCGAUCGCACCAAUCUCCCGAGGCUGAUCAGUCCGACGCGGACAGAUCGGCUUCGGAUGAGCCCGCUUCUGGUGAGGACGAAUCUGAGUCCGAGGGAACCGAUCAGGAGGCUCUGGCGGCGUUGACCCGGUCUCGAUCGGAGGCCCGUCGUCGUCAAUCCUCCUCGCCUACUCGUCGCGCCCCACCUACUCGAUCUCGAUCGCCAUCAGUCCAGUCGAUAAACUCUCGAUCAGGCUCCGUUCACUCCCGACACUCCAGAGGUACACCUCGAUCUGCCGGUGGUUCGCCCCGAUCGUCUCCUCCGAGAUCGCCGCCCGGCUCUCCCCCUGGAUCACCAGGGCCACGUCCUCUGAUCCCGCCAUUAUUCCCGAUCGGCACCAUGAUUCCUGGCUUCAACGCUCCCAGGGUACUGACCCAAGCGGACACCGAGCCUUGGCCUUCGAUGUUGUUGAGCCAGCUGCAGAUCACUGCCAUGAUUCAGUCGACUCUGGUCCGCCAGCUGCCCGUUCCUCCGGGAUGGCUCUUUCCGCUCUUGGUUCGUGGUGCCGUACAGCCUGUUGAAGGAACAGGCUAUCGAGAUGACUUGAUCACCAGCCCCAACAUCACGGCUCUGAUGGCUGACCGCCCCUGGCAGGUCCUUCGAAACCCGGGAGGUCCUCUGACCUUCGAUCUCGCAUUACAUCGGCGUAACGGCACUAGAUUGGGUCGGAUCGCGGACGCAUACCUGCGAUUCGAGGAGCGGAACCGGCAGGCUCUCUGGGAGGCCACUCAUCACCUCCCGAUCACUGGUACCCAGCGCGAUGCCGACCCCGUCGGCGAUCAGUACUAUCAAGAGCGUCGAACACGGCGAAUCCGUGUCGGUGAUCGGUGGCGGCGACUCCUCCGCGAUGUACUGCCAGUGAUGCGUGAUAUGUGGGCGGACCUCGAUCUGCUGCUUGAUCCGUUCUUCCUACAUAUCCCUGUUCACCUGCGGGACUUUGGUACCUGGUAUCCUGGCGUGACACCCACGAUCCUUGGCGAAACCAGUACCGCUCAGGACCACCCAGCCCGGCAGAUCCCUCGUCUUCGCAACAAGUUCAACCCCAAUGUCGGCGCCCAGCAGCCGUAA